Molecule: messenger RNA, 2267 nt
Organism: Momordica charantia (bitter melon)
Lineage: Eukaryota; Viridiplantae; Streptophyta; Magnoliopsida; Cucurbitales; Cucurbitaceae
Gene: SKB1
Product: SHK1 binding protein 1
Biological process (GO): peptidyl-arginine N-methylation; regulation of DNA-templated transcription
Cellular component (GO): nucleus; cytosol
Source: RefSeq, a predicted model, not a curated record
CCGAAGUUUCGAACCUGUCAACUUCCAUCAAAAACCCUAUCAAAACCCCUCUCUCUCUCCUCUCUGUUUCUCUCUCUCGGUCUCGGCUUCAAUCUCCAUUCAUUGUCCGAAGAGAAGCAGCAGUCGAAGAAGGAAGGCGCUGUUCUUCCAAAAUGCCGCUUGGAGAUAGGGCUGGCGACAAGAGCGAGUCUCGGUAUUGUGGCGUGGAGACGGAAUUUGAUGACGAUAUGCCUCAGCUCUUGGUCACGAAUCUAUCAUCUGGUGGCUUUGAUUACGUCGUCGCUCCGCUGAUGGAUCCAUCCUAUCGACCAAGCUUACUGCAAAAAGAGAAUGGCGGUUCCGGCGUUCUUCCAUUUGCUGGAUCCGAUUUGGUUUUAAGCCCAGCACAGUGGAGCAGCCAUGUUGUUGGAAAAAUUAGUUCUUGGAUUGACUUAGAUUCUGAAGAUGAAAUUCUGCGAAGUGAUUCUGAGACAACCCUAAAGCAAGAGAUAGCAUGGGCUUCUCAUCUCUCUCUGCAGGCAUGCCUUCUUCCAGUACCUAAGGGAACAUCAUAUGCUAAUUAUGCUAGGUGUGUUCAUCAGAUUUUGCAGGGCCUUAAUAAUAUUCAGUUGUGGCUAAGGAUACCUCUGGUGAAGGUUGAUGAUGAUUCUACAGAUGUGAAAUCUGAUCAUUUGGCUGAUUCUUGGGAUUUGUGGAAUUCAUUUCGUCUGCUUUGCGAGCACCACAGUCAGUUAUCAAUUGCACUUGACAUUUUGAGUACGUUGCCUUCACCAAAUUCACUUGGACGAUGGUUUGGGGAGCCUGUUAGAGCAGCCAUAAUUAACACCGAUUCUUUCUUGACAAAUUCACGGGGUUAUCCAUGCCUGUCAAAACGGCACCAAAAGUUGAUUACUGGAUUUUUCAAUCAUUCCAUUCAGGUAGUUUUAUCUGGGAAGACAUUGCACAACGUUUCAAGGGGAUGUACAAAUUCGCCUACUGGUCUUAACAAAAAUCCUUCUGAUGGUGUACAGCCUCAUCCCUUAAGGUGCUAUUUAGAUUAUAUUGGUUUUCUUUACCAGAGAAUGGACCCACUACCUGAGCAAGAACGAGUUGAGCUCGGAUACAGGGACUUCUUACAGGCUCCUUUGCAACCUCUUAUGGAUAACCUAGAGUCUCAAACUUAUGAAACUUUCGAGAAGGAUGCAGUCAAAUACAUUCAGUACCAACGUGCAAUUGUUAAAGCUUUGAAAGAUAGGGUGGCAGAUGAGAAGGCAACUUCAGUAACAACAGUAUUGAUGGUCGUAGGUGCAGGCCGCGGACCUCUUGUUAGGGCAGCUUUGCAGGCAGCAGAAGAAACUGGCCGCAAACUGAAAGUUUAUGCUGUGGAGAAAAAUCCGAAUGCAGUUGUCACUCUUCACAGUUUGGUUAAGAUGGAGGGUUGGGAAAAAAUUGUUACCAUAAUUUCUUGUGACAUGCGUCACUGGGAUGCUCCAGAGAAGGCUGACAUUUUGGUUAGUGAGCUGCUGGGUUCUUUUGGCGACAAUGAACUUUCUCCUGAGUGCCUUGAUGGAGCCCAGAGAUUUUUAAAACAAGAUGGCAUUUCAAUACCCUCUUCGUACACGAGUUUCCUCCAACCAAUUACAGCCUCCAAGCUAUACAAUGAUGUUAAGUCACAUAAAGAUGUGGUCCACUUUGAAACUGCUUAUGUUGUCAAACUGCACAAUGUAGCAAGACUCUCUGCCCCUCAGCCUGUAUUUAGCUUUGCACAUCCGAACGCAGCAUCUGAAGGAAGCAAUCGGCGAUAUAAGAAGCUCGUAUUUGAGAUACCCAAUGACACCGGUGCAGCCUUAGUACACGGUUUUGGUGGUUAUUUUGAUGCAAUAUUAUACGACGACGUACAUCUGGGCAUUGAACCAUCAACAGCCACACCAAACAUGUUCAGUUGGUUCGCUAUAUUUUUCCCAUUAAGGAGUCCGAUAUGCGUGCCACCUGGCUCUCCUCUAGAAGUACAUUUCUGGCGAUGUUGUAGUCCUAAUAAGGUUUGGUACGAGUGGUGUGUGUCAUCUCCGUCACAGUCUCCGCUUCAUAACGGUAACGGCCGUUCAUAUUGGGUCGGCCUAUAAGAACGGCGGAAAUUGUAGUAUUUUAGUCUCUCUAUAUCUCAAGUAUUGUUAUGUAGAAUUAAUAUUUGACACGGUUGCUGGUGCAUGCAAUGCACCUCCAUUUUCUACUCUCUUCUCUGCUGUUUUAAAAGUUUCCCAUUCAAUGAGAAAAUGACAUUUUGUAAA